Molecule: messenger RNA, 1261 nt
Organism: Sceloporus undulatus (fence lizard)
Lineage: Eukaryota; Metazoa; Chordata; Lepidosauria; Squamata; Phrynosomatidae
Gene: VKORC1
Product: vitamin K epoxide reductase complex subunit 1
Biological process (GO): vitamin K metabolic process; peptidyl-glutamic acid carboxylation
Molecular function (GO): vitamin-K-epoxide reductase (warfarin-sensitive) activity
Source: RefSeq, a predicted model, not a curated record
AUGGCGGCGCCGGGCUGGUGUGAGCGUGCGGCGCGCGUGGCUCUGUGCCUGGCGGGGCUGGCGCUGUCGGCGUACGCCUUCACGUGGAGACCCAAGGAGGAGCGGGACGCCGCCUACCGGGCCAUGUGCGACCUCCAGCCCCCCGGCAGCUGCUCCCGCGUUUUUCCUUCCAGAUGGGGUCGUGGUUUUGGCUUGGUAGCCGGCCUCUUGGGACCUGAUAGUGUGUUCAACCAGCCAAACAGUAUCUUUGGAAUCGCUUUCUAUCUUCUGCAAAUUCUUCUGGGUUUCUCUACCAGUGGCCUGGCAGCUAUUACUCUUUUGGGCUCAUCCUUAGUCUCUGUUGCUGGCUCACUCUACCUGGCCUACAUCCUCUUCUUCGUGCUCCAUGACUUCUGUGUGGUUUGUGUCAGUACCUAUAUCCUUAAUUUUACCUUGUUGUUUAUCAACUACAAACGCCUCGGCUACCUCAACCAGGCCUGUCAACAACACACAAUCAAGACCAAAAAGCAGUGACCAUGACUUACACCUCAGCCUGGACAGUCCUGGAAGGAUGAAACUUCACAUGGAUCUCACUGUUUCUAUAAGCAUUACCUUUUUGUAUAACAUAAGCUUGUUCAUUCGGCUUGGAAAACUUUAUUCUCUUCCCCCGGGUCAGUGAGCUCAGAUAAUCUAGCAUUCCACUUAUCUAGCACUUUGGAUUCAAAUCAAACUAGAACCUUCGACUCCAUUAUUGAACUAAAAUGGAUGCCAAUUUUGGUUGAGCUGAUGUCCAGAAAUGUAAAUCAAGACCUUCAUUCCUUUUUAAACAUAGAGAGAGCGCAAUUAUUUUUAUAGCUCUUCAUACAGUUCUUUGAAACAAAAACUUUUUUAAAAACAAAUUAAUUUUGCAAAUAUAGCUGUUCCUUGUAAGUAUUUUUUUUUUUAACAUUGAUGGCAUUAAAUUGAGAACUGUUGGUCAUUUGUAAUUGUACUGACAAUAGUGGGCAGAAUCUGUAUUUGACAGGAAAUGGUUGCUUUUGGCACACAAAGAAAAUAUACUGAGGAAGAGGUGCCCUCUAUUCUAAGUAAAUGUGAGAACCACACUACAGUGUUUCCUGAUUAAUAAUCAUGCUGAUCUUGUGGCCUGUUGAAUGGCUUACUUUUCCCAUUAUUGAUAAUAGUUCCCUUGUGUAUAAUCUAGGACUGGGCCUACAGUUAGGCUUAGACAAGCUACUUGAGGCAGGACAUUGUGGGGUAACAUUAAAAAUACAGCAAACUGUCA